Messenger RNA from Cetraspora pellucida, 341 nucleotides. Lineage: Eukaryota; Fungi; Glomeromycota; Glomeromycetes; Diversisporales; Gigasporaceae. The record is from the annotation of a GenBank genome assembly.
AAUCAUAUUAUUAUGAUACUCUUGUGGGUCAUCAAGUUGAGCCACUAAAAAUUAUAAUCUUAGGAACUGCUGGAACAAAAAAAUCUUAUCUCAUUAAAGCAAUCAGAAAUUGGCUAUGUGAUAUAGCAGAAACAAAAUUCAAAUUGCUAGUGUUAGUACUUACUCUAAUAGGUGUUGCAUUCUUCAAUAUAAACAAAGCAACAAUUUAUUCAAUGCUUUUAAUUCCAGUACCUAUUAGAUCUCAUUUUGAUAUAGAAGACAAGCAACUUAAAAAUCUACAAAAUAAGUUACAACAUGUAAAGUAUAUUAUACUUAAUGAAAAAAGUAUGAUUGAACAUUAA